Saccoglossus kowalevskii is the source of this 1199-nucleotide messenger RNA. Its product is annotated as galactose-3-O-sulfotransferase 2-like. Gene Ontology annotation, molecular function: galactosylceramide sulfotransferase activity. Gene Ontology annotation, cellular component: membrane. NCBI's taxonomy places the organism in Eukaryota, Metazoa, Hemichordata, Enteropneusta, Harrimaniidae. The record is from RefSeq and is a predicted model, not a curated record. Gene Ontology annotation, biological process: glycolipid biosynthetic process.
AUGGCGAAAACUAGCGUUACUACAAAAGAAAUCCCUUUAGCGGUCAGUGGAGGAGUAUCAUAUAUUUUGCAUGGAUUGACAGCAAACAAUGUCACCAAAUCAGUAUCAGCUAUAAGGGACAAUACUUCAAAGAAUGUGACUAAAAGUGAACCGUUCCAGAAUAACAGCCAGAUAGACAAGGACAUGAGACUGGAACAGUUGCAUGAACUAACAGAGGAGGACGUACUAAAAGAAGAACAAGAUAAGAAACAUCAAGAGGAAGAGCAACAGACAAAAUCGCUUCAGGAGGUGCAACAACAAAAGGAACAGCUGCAAAUUGCAGAAAAAAAACAGAGCCUAGAGGAAAAGGAUGAAAAAAAUCCAGCUCAGGAAGAGGAAGAGCAGGAGCAGAAAGAAGAGCUACACAAUGAACAGAAUCAGAAAGAAGCAGAACAGAAGACAAAUGGGGCGAUUGAGUUAGCACAACAACCGCAAACAUGCAAACUGAAAUACAACAUUGCAUUGUUGAAAAUGCAUAAAUGUAGUAGCAGUACGGUUCAAAAUAUCUUACUACGGUUCUCAGAAAAGCACGAUUUGACUGUUAUCAUGCCACCACGUGGAAAUUAUCUUGGAUAUCCAUCGCCUUUCAAUAAAAAAUUCAUGAUUCAAGUGCCCUGGAAUGAGUAUAAUAUAUAUACGUAUCAUUCUAGAUUUAGCUACAAAGGUAUAUCAGAGGUUAUGCCAAAGGACACAGUCUACAUGACUGUACUUCGUGAUCCAGUACCAAUGUACGAAUCUUCAUUUACAUACUUUCGGAUAGGAGGGCGUUAUGGCUUAAAAGGAUCUAAUGCUCUGGAACAGUUUCUCAUGAACCCAGACGGCUAUUUCAAAUCUAAUUCAAACAAAGGGCGUGUGAAGAACCCGAUGUUGUAUGAUUUGGGUUUUGACCCAGAAAAUAUGUACAGUAUGGAUAAAAUUGACAAGAAAAUACAAGAGAUUGACAGCAUAUUUAAAAUUGUGUUGAUCUCUGAAUAUUUUGAAGAAUCUUUAAUAUUAUUGAAAGAAAUUAUGUGUUGGGACAUGGAAGAUAUUGUUGUACUUCAAACUGAACUCACGGAGUGCAAACUCUGUACAUAAAGUCUCAUCAGAUUCAGCAAAGAAGAUUCGUGAAUUCAACGCUGGGGAUGUCAAACUGUAUAAUAUUUUAAUGAUUCUCUACA